Messenger RNA from Drosophila obscura, 1769 nucleotides. RefSeq names its product katanin p60 ATPase-containing subunit A-like 2. The transcript has a single exon. Bases 134 to 1711 code for a protein of 525 amino acids. The record is from RefSeq and is a predicted model, not a curated record. NCBI's taxonomy places the organism in Eukaryota, Metazoa, Arthropoda, Insecta, Diptera, Drosophilidae. Gene Ontology annotation, molecular function: protein binding; ATP hydrolysis activity; ATP binding.
UCCCAUCAUCUCAGUGUAGUUCAGAAAUUCUCACCGCACCGCACAGCUCUCUCUCUCGCUCUCUCUCUCACUCUGUAUCUCCUCUUCUUCUCUUCGCUGGAGAAUCUGUUUUGGGGCUGGCUGGAAACUGGAAAUGAAGGCCCACGGCAAGUACGGGGUAACGGCAACAGCUGCCAAUACGUCCCUGUGCGAGGAUGUGCGCAAUUUCAGCACUCGGCGACGCAACAUUCUCUAUCUGAUGCAUCGGUAUCUGAUGGAGAACGGCUACUACAGCAGCGCGGAGGCCCUCAAGGGGGAGGGCAGGCUGUCGGACGAGUACGAGCUGUGCGACAACAUCGAUCUGGAUGCCAUGUAUCUGGAGUAUGCGAGCUUCUUCAACAUGAAGUUCGGCAAGUAUCCGCGCAUCCUCAAGAAGAUGGGACCCAAACUGAAGGUGGAACUAUCGAAGAGCCAGCCAGGGGCAGGAGCAGCAGCAGCAGCAGCAGCAGGUGGCAAGGCCCAGCCACAGGGAGUGCUGAAGCCGCCACAACAGGAGGCCACGAUGGGCAAUUGGCAUGUCGGUGUGGGCGCUGCCACAGCUGCGGCUGCUGCCAGUUUGAAUAACGAUGCACCGCACCAGCAGCAGCAGCAACAACAGCAACGGAACGAGAAUGGUAUUGGUAAUGGUAAUGGAAAUGGCAAUCCACCACAGUUGCACAUCAAGAAAAUGGCCACAGCCGAGUGCGGCAGCAGCAGCAGCAGCAGCACGGAGCUGCAGCUACGCAUUAGCGACAUCGAGCACGGACACUCGGGGGGCGACGAUGCCCUGUUCUCGUCCCUCGACUGGCAGCUGCUGGCCGAGCUGGUGAAGACCACGAUACUGCGGGAGGACACACCGUUGCGUUGGUCCGAUGUGUGCGGCAAUCAGCGGGCCAUUGAGCUGAUCAAGGAGGCCGUCAUCACGCCCAUCGAGUAUCCGCAGCUGUUUGCCCACGGCCUGAAGCCGUGGCGCUCGCUGCUGUUGCACGGGCCGCCAGGCAGCGGCAAGACCUACCUGGCCAAGGCCCUCUAUGCGGAGACCCAGGGCCAGGUGACCUUCUUCAAUAUCACGGCCAGCAUUAUGGUGAGCAAGUGGCGCGGCGAAUCGGAGAAAAUACUGCGCGUACUGUUCCACAUGGCCGCACGGCGUGCCCCGUCGGUGAUAUUCUUCGAUGAGAUCGAGAGUUUGACGUCGAAGCGGGACCGGGCCACCGAUCACGAGUCCUCGAAGCGCUUCAAGAACGAACUGCUGCAGCUGCUCGACGGCAUGGAGCACACCCUCAAGGGCGUCUUUGUGCUGGCCAGCACCAAUCUGCCCUGGGACAUUGACGAGGCCUUUCUGCGUCGCUUCGAGAAGAAGCUGCUCGUCCAGCUGCCCAGCCAGGCGGAGCGCAGCGCCCUCAUCAGCCGCCUGCUCGGCGCCAGCGUCAGUCUGAGCGGCCGCCUGCUCGAGCAGCUCGUUGCGAUCUCCGAUCAGUUCACCGGCGACGAGAUCCGUUUGGCCUGCAAGGAGAUCAGCAUGCAGCGUGUACGCUGCGCCACGCGCGGCAUGCCACAGCCAAAGGAGUCGCCCGCCAAGGAGUCGCAGGCCACGCUGGAGGCCAACCUCGAGAAGGCCUUCCGGCAGGUGCGACCCCUCAGCCAGAAGCUGCUGGCCAAGCACGAGCAAUGGCAGCAGGACAAUGGCUCCUGAUUGCAGCUUUUUACAGCAUUUUAUUUUAUUUUCUUUUAUUUUCUAUAUUUUUUUUUGC